This is a messenger RNA of Nelumbo nucifera (sacred lotus), 1382 nucleotides long. The record is from RefSeq and is a predicted model, not a curated record. NCBI's taxonomy places the organism in Eukaryota, Viridiplantae, Streptophyta, Magnoliopsida, Proteales, Nelumbonaceae.
AGAGCGGUAAGUGCUGGGCCGCGGUAACCUCUGCUUCUGAAGUCUAACUCCGAAGACUGAUGACUGAAGCAAAAUAUGGCGAAUGAAGAUGAUGAUGUUGUCUGCUUAGACGAGUCUUUCUUCAUCAACGACAACUACCAGCUUACCACUUUCACAUUUGGUUCCGAGGUUCUUCAGCUCCUUUGUCUUCAAUCAGCUUCGACUGAUUAUGAUCUUACAGGGCAAUUAGUAUGGCCAGGCGCCAUGCUCUUGAACAAUUACCUUUCAAAAAAUUCUGACAUGCUCCAAGGAUGUUCUGUCAUUGAGUUAGGCUCAGGAGUUGGAAUUACAGGAAUAUUCUGCAGUAGAUUCUGUCGUGAGGUUGUGUUGACUGACCAUAAUGACGAAAUUCUCAAGAUACUGAAUAAGAAUAUAGAGCUUAGUGUAUCUUCUGGAUCAUGUAAUUCUUGUUCUGGAUUAGUAGCUGAAAAGCUAGAGUGGGGAAAUUCUGAUCACAUAAACCACAUCAUACAAAGACACUCAAGAGGGUUUGAUCUGGUUCUUGGAGCUGACAUCUGUUUUCAGCAAUCUAGUGUUCCCCUGCUUUUUGAUACGGUGGAAAAGCUCCUACGACUCAAAGGAGAAGGGCAAUGCAAAUUUAUACUAGCCUACGUCUCUCGAGCUAAGAGCAUGGACACAAUGGUUAUAAAUGAAGCUGUUUGCCAUGGGAUGCAGAUCAGUGAAGUCAAUGGAACCAGAUCUGUGGUUGGAAAUCUUGAAGGGGUGAUCUUUGAGAUAACCCUUUUAUAGAAGCAUGAGAUAUAUACUUCUCAGUCACAUUCAGCGACAACUGAACCUUGUGCUACCAUCCAGUGGCCCCAAUUCCAGCUAAUACCCCAAAUCCUUGGCUUACACUGAACAGAAAAUGCAACUUCAAUCUCGUAUAUGAAAUCUCAAGUUUAGGGUGACCAAUGUUGCCAGUGUGCAUUAUUCUAAUUCCAUAUGGUCAUUUUGUAUCUUUUUUUUCUUUUUUCAUUUUCCGUAUAAUUAUGCAUUUCUUAGAUACUUUUAAAAAACUUGUUAUAAUGAAUGAGGCUGCAGCCAAAAUUCACAAGCCAUUUCCAUAUCAGAGCUCUGAGAUUCAAUUAGGGUUUGAGGCUUGGGUGCAGAAAAUGCUGGAGGUUAGGUUUGUAUCUGGUCCACCCCUUCCAAGAGCCCAUAUUGCUGAGACCAGGUUACAUUUAUGUACUCAUCAAAAAAAGGUUACACUUACAUGGAAUUUGUUGAUAUUUGAAGGUUUAAUUGCUCUUUGGGCAAAUGAUUUUGUUUUCUAGUGACGAGGCACUCUAUCAUGAAUUUUUUGGGCAGAAGAAAUCUCAAGGUUGACAUUUCUUUCUUUUUCA